Xenopus tropicalis (tropical clawed frog) is the source of this 2739-nucleotide messenger RNA. RefSeq names its product Cbl proto-oncogene C (gene cblc). The coding region runs from base 231 to 1757 and encodes 508 amino acids. Gene Ontology annotation, biological process: protein ubiquitination; regulation of signaling; cell surface receptor signaling pathway. The transcript is spliced from 9 exons. Gene Ontology annotation, molecular function: ubiquitin protein ligase activity; calcium ion binding; phosphotyrosine residue binding. NCBI's taxonomy places the organism in Eukaryota, Metazoa, Chordata, Amphibia, Anura, Pipidae. The record is from RefSeq and is a predicted model, not a curated record.
GUAGAGCGGUAGGUGUGUCACAAACAGGAAGAAUGAGUAGCAGUGGGGCAGAGCUGUCAUUCUCAGGGACUCCAUCAGCGCAGCCUGCUACAAACCUUCUCUCUGCGUCUAGUCGAACUUGCUCUCCACCACUUGGGACUAAUAUUUACGCUUUGUAAUUGGCUCCUUCAUGUAACCCUGCCUUUCCCACUUCACUGGCCCCUCACAACGAUCCCCCCAUAUCCACCCCUAUGUUUGUUGGUGUUCCGGCUCACAGGUUCCAUGGUUCCAUAGACAGAGGCACCAUGAACAAAGCAAUCCGAGAGCUGGACCUCCUGUCCGGAAUAAGCGCGGUCCCCCUGCUGCACAGGAGCCACCCCUACCUGCCAGACAUCGCCCGGGACACCAGCGAGCAUCUCAAGCAAAUCCAAGCCAAGGGCUCCUGGAACGAUCAUGGGCAACACGAAUACUUGUACAUUACAGUUAACAGCAUCCUGCGCAAGGCAGCGCACUGCAACGACAUACUUAGCGCUAACAGGGUUCCGCAGGGAGCGGAGACCGAGGCCAGGAGAAACCUCACCAAACUCUCGCUGAUUUUCAGCCACAUCCUCUCGGAACUCAAAGCCCUGUUUCCUGGGGGGAAAUUUCAGGGGAACACAUAUAAAAUCUGCAAACCUGAAGCCUCACAGUUCUGGACAAGCAAAUUUGGGCAUAAAUGCCUUGUGCAAUGGAGUGAGUUCCGAACUGGACUUAAUGUUGUGCACCCCGUUGGAUCUGGGCCUCUGGAGUCCGCCCUGCACAGCACAGUAGAUCUCACCUGCAAUGACUAUGUGUCGGUGUUUGAGUUUGACAUCUUUACGCGACUAUUUCAGCCUUGGAACACUCUCCUGCAGAACUGGAUGCUGCUAGCUGUUACACACCCUGGCUAUAUGGCAUUCCUGACUUACGAUGAGGUCAGAGAGCACUUGAAGAGCCACAUCCAGAAACCUGGCAGUUACAUCUUCAGACUAAGCUGCACACACCUUGGCCAGUGGGCUAUUGGCUAUGUGACAUCAAAAGGAGAAAUUCUACAGACCAUCCCACACAAUAAGCCCUUAUAUUUGGCACUUCUGGAAGGACAGAAGGAGGGGCUGUAUUUACACCCUAAUGGAGUGAGCAGCAAUCCAGAUUUAUCAGAACUGAGCAACCCCUCAACAAGCCCUAAGGUUCAGGUGACACAGGAGCAAUGGGACCUAUAUUCCCAGAUGGGUUCUGCCUUCGAGCUCUGCAAGAUCUGUGUUGACAAUGAGAAGAAUGUCCGGAUAAAGCCGUGUGGGCACUUACUGUGUAAUGACUGCCUGUUAGCAUGGCAGAAGUCUGAUGGGCACACGUGCCCUUUCUGCCGCUGUGAAAUUCAAGGUAAAGAAGAAGUGCGAGUCCUUUCCCAGCCAGAGGCAGAAGAGAGCACAAUGUCUAGUGAAGCCAUUGGUUCAUUAUCUUCUGACUUAACAAAAGAAGAAGAAGACUGGAUCAGACAGCGACCCCUUCCACCUCCACCUGUCCCUGCUCCCUUUAUACCCUCUGCCCCUCCUCUGUCUCCUGCACACUCACCAACCCCCUUUGGGCUGCAGGUUGUAUCUCCUAUGGCCCAGAGAUUGCAACUACAAGCCAAUGAUGUCAUAUUUGGAAGACCAGAAGCCCAUCGAGAAGCCCCUCGUGCCACAAACAGAACUCCACCGCUGCCACCGAGGAUUAGAUGGGACAGACACAGGGGGCAGCAUCCUUUUCACACUGCUUAGUCCUACCCCGUUGUGUUCAACCUGCGCCCACAGAAUGCAUAUGGGCACUAGCAUAAAAGUCACAGAGUCUGCACAAGAUGUAGCUUGUAGCAACCAAUCAGAUGGUUGCUUUUAAACAGGUGAUCUGCUGAUUAGUUGCAAUGGAAUACUAGACCAGGUGGAAAGUUAUACCUUUUACGUCACGUAAUACAAACCAUGCCGCAGCGCUUCCAGUUGCAAAGAAGUGAAAUAAAAGUGUUUAAUGAGGUCAAAGACCAAGCAAUGUGUUGGGCUCUCUGUUGCCUUUUCUCAAGCGUUUUUCACUUUUUUGCAACUGGAAAUACCAGUAUAUAACUUAUUACCCCGGGCAAGGGCUUCAGCUCUUUGAGCACCUGCCCUACAAGACAUUAAAGGUGGUUGAAGCUGUUAUAAUUACUAACAGACUAUGCCUUUUAUAUCAUUGCCCUAGUGCACACAACCCCCUAUUACACUCUAUUUCACACAGAAUGCACUUUAUGCACAAGGAACGCUGGCUCUUUUUGGUAGUUAGCAUAACAUGUUGUAUAUAUGGAACAUUAAUAAUAAACCUGAGACAAUAUCACACUUGUUUCUAAUCAUGGUAUAUGCCUGGUUAUUUCUGCUGUCUGGAUGUGGCCCAGUUGUGCAUGUAGUUACACUUGGUCCAACCUCCAGCCAGGCUGCUAUAUGGCCACUAGUCGGCCCCUAUGAUGGUUCCUGGGAAGGUGUUGGGUGGGGAGGGAACCCCUUUUCAUGAACAAAGGAAGAACUUUGCCGAGAUUGGGUUUAUUGGGAGGGAAUUAUGGACAGAGGAAGGACUCUGAGAUGGUUUGGUGUAUGGGGGUGGGAAAAAGUUCUGGGUAAAGCCAAAGACUGAUGGACUAUUGGUGGUGAAUAGUCUGAAUUGGUUUUAUUUGUUUUGAACUGUUGAGUUUUAUUGUAAAUUGAUAAGUUUUUAUUGAAUAAAAAAAUUCCUAUGAUGGUU